AUGGUCUCCCCUCUUCUUCGUCCUCUGCUCUUCAUCACCCUCACACCUCCCUGUGUCCUUCGCACACUUCCACACCUCUUCAUCGCCCCGGAGCACUGUCGACCUCCGCCCCUCGUGAGCUCUGAUUGUCUUCCGGAGGUGGAGCCGUCACUGCCUCCAAAGGUCAUCUCUCUGGUGGGCCGGAGGAAAGAUACAAGACUAGAUUUUAGCAACAACCCGGGGCCCCCGUGUGAGGAGCUGCAGAUCCACGUCAACACCACUGUGACGUCCGCAAUGGCCCCCAGAGGACUGCCUUCUCCCAGAUCCUGUGUUUGGGGGUGGCUCUGUAAGCUCUCGGCCUCUCGUCUCGGUGAUGGAUUCCCCGGUCGCCGUGGGAGACGGUGGAAGCUCCGAGCAGAGGCCCUCACUCCGCCCCCGUCCUGCGGCUCUUCGUUCAGGGGCCAUUUGUCUGCGCUAUAG
Knipowitschia caucasica is the source of this 459-nucleotide messenger RNA. NCBI's taxonomy places the organism in Eukaryota, Metazoa, Chordata, Actinopteri, Gobiiformes, Gobiidae. The record is from the annotation of a GenBank genome assembly.